Messenger RNA from Rodentolepis nana, 969 nucleotides. The record is from the annotation of a GenBank genome assembly. Lineage: Eukaryota; Metazoa; Platyhelminthes; Cestoda; Cyclophyllidea; Hymenolepididae.
AUGGCCUCAUCCGUUUCCAUAGCUAACUUUGCAGGUUCUAUUAUUCGCAAAGUUCUCUCAAGUGGUGAACUGGGGAUCAUUGACAAGGGAGUAAACGAUCUACAAACUCAAGCUGAUCGUAGCGCCCAGCACUGCAUUGUCAGUUCCCUCUCUAAAAACUUCCCAGAAAUUUGUAUUAUUGGCGAAGAAGAACUGGGCGAUACAGAGCAACCACAUUCUCGAAUCAUUGAUGAUUUCGAUUCUGUGGUGUUAUCUAAAACUUGUCCGGAAAACUUGCGGUCUGUUGGCUUAAAAGAUGUUGUAGUGUGGGUGGAUCCUUUGGACGGAACUAGUGAAUUUACUUCGGGUGUACUGGAACACGUAACGAUCCUUAUCGGUGUGGCAGUUCAUGGCCGAGCCGUAGGAGGUGUUGUCUGCCAGCCCUUCUAUAUGCCCGAUUUCCGCAAUUUCUUGGAAUCCGAUGAUGAUCAGGAUCGUCGACCUUCUGUCCAAGAGACCACUCAACGUCUUAUUUGGGGCCUGGAAGGUCUGGGUGUGUUUGGUCUCUCCGGAGAGCCUAUUAGCCAGGCUCCGAUUUUUAACGAAUUGGGUAUGAAAUCAGAAGAUAAAGAUACCAAUCGGAUUGUCUGUACGCGGUCGAGGUCCACGCCCGUUACUGCUGCGGCUAUCAAUGCUUGUUUUCCUUCUAGGAUGUUGAUGCUUUUGGAAGGUGUUGCCCAUGCUUAUAUUUAUGCUAGUCUUGGUUGCAAACGAUGGGAUACUUGCGCAGUUGAAGCCCUGAUCAAUGCGGUUGGUGGCAAGUUGACAGGAAUCGAUGGACGUGAGUACAGCUAUGCUGCCGGUGUGCAGCCAAUGGACUGCCGCGGUUUGAUCGUCACUCCCAACACUGCUUGGCAUGAGGAGUACGUCAAGCGAAUGCCGCCUUCAAUUGUCCAAUCGCUUGUUGCAGCGGCGCCUCCAAAUGAAUAA